This is a messenger RNA of Lactuca saligna, 297 nucleotides long. The record is from the annotation of a GenBank genome assembly. Lineage: Eukaryota; Viridiplantae; Streptophyta; Magnoliopsida; Asterales; Asteraceae.
AUGAAAGACGUCACAGUUCGAGAAAUUUUACAACAACUGAUUACCCAUCUACGAGAGGUCAGUGACAUGAUGAAGGCGGUUCAAAUAACAAUUGAAGGAGUUAAAAUCCAUGACGAUUUUAACAGCAAUCUCUCUAUAGAAGAAAAUAGUAGCAAUUACAAAAUCAUAAAAGACCUUCUUGAAGAUGCAAAUACCGAAAACCUAUCCAUGCAAGACAAUACAUCAUUUAUGUUGGGGUCAAUUCACAAACGAAUUGGCAAAUACAAGCAGUUGAUGAAGAAGUUCACAGAUGUCUAA